Molecule: messenger RNA, 1833 nt
Organism: Balaenoptera acutorostrata (minke whale)
Lineage: Eukaryota; Metazoa; Chordata; Mammalia; Artiodactyla; Balaenopteridae
Gene: PPP2CA
Product: protein phosphatase 2 catalytic subunit alpha
Exons: 7
Coding region: 215-1144 (309 amino acids)
Biological process (GO): mitotic cell cycle; peptidyl-serine dephosphorylation
Cellular component (GO): cytosol
Molecular function (GO): protein serine/threonine phosphatase activity
Source: RefSeq, a predicted model, not a curated record
GAGAGCAGAGCUCCGGGGCUAGAGUGAGUGGAGGACGGCCGCGGCCGGUGGCCGAGCACGGAGGGGUGAGCCAGCGGGCCAGCGCUAGCGCCGAGCAACCGCCAGUACCCGCACAAGUACCCCGGGAACCGGCGGCGGCGUGUGCGUGUGGCCCGUGUGCGGGCGGCGGCGCGGGAGGAGAGCGGAGCGGCAGCCGGUUCGGGCGGGUGGCAUCAUGGACGAGAAGGUGUUCACCAAGGAGCUGGACCAGUGGGUCGAGCAGCUGAACGAGUGCAAGCAGCUGUCCGAGUCCCAGGUCAAGAGCCUCUGCGAGAAGGCUAAAGAAAUCCUGACAAAAGAAUCCAAUGUGCAAGAAGUUCGAUGUCCAGUCACUGUCUGUGGAGAUGUGCAUGGGCAAUUUCAUGAUCUCAUGGAACUGUUUAGAAUUGGUGGCAAAUCGCCAGAUACAAAUUACUUGUUUAUGGGAGAUUAUGUUGACAGAGGAUAUUAUUCAGUUGAAACAGUUACUCUGCUUGUAGCUCUUAAGGUUCGUUACCGUGAACGCAUCACCAUUCUUCGAGGAAAUCAUGAGAGCAGACAGAUCACACAAGUAUAUGGUUUCUAUGAUGAGUGUUUACGGAAGUAUGGAAAUGCAAAUGUUUGGAAAUAUUUUACAGAUCUUUUUGACUAUCUUCCUCUCACUGCCUUGGUGGAUGGGCAGAUCUUCUGUCUACAUGGUGGCCUCUCACCAUCCAUAGAUACACUGGAUCACAUCAGAGCACUUGAUCGCCUACAAGAAGUUCCCCAUGAGGGUCCAAUGUGUGACUUGCUAUGGUCAGAUCCAGAUGACCGUGGAGGUUGGGGUAUAUCUCCUCGAGGAGCUGGUUACACCUUUGGGCAAGAUAUUUCUGAGACAUUUAAUCAUGCCAAUGGCCUCACAUUGGUGUCUAGAGCUCAUCAGCUGGUGAUGGAGGGAUAUAACUGGUGCCAUGACCGAAAUGUAGUAACGAUUUUCAGUGCCCCAAACUAUUGUUAUCGUUGCGGAAACCAAGCUGCAAUCAUGGAACUUGAUGAUACUCUAAAGUACUCUUUCUUGCAGUUUGACCCAGCACCUCGCAGAGGCGAGCCACAUGUUACUCGUCGUACCCCAGACUACUUCCUGUAACGAAAUUUUAAACUUGUACAGUAUUGCCAUGAACCAUAUUUUGACCUAAUGGAAAUGGGAAGAGCAACAGUAACUCCACAAAGUGUCAGAGAAUAGUUAACAUUCAAAAAAACUUGUUUUCACACGGACCAAACAGAUGUGCCAUAUAAAAAUACAAAGCCUCUCGUCACCAACAGCCAUGACCACUUUAGAAUGAGCCAGUUCAUUGCAUGCUGAAGCGACAUUGUUGGUCAAGAAACCAGUUUCUGGCAUAGCGCUAUUUGUAGUUACUUUGCUUUCUCUGAGAGACUGCAGAUAACAAGAUGUAAACAUUAACACCUCGUGAAUACAAUUUAACUUCCAUUUAGCUAUAGCUUUACUCAGCAUGACUGUAGAUAAGAAUAGCAGCAAACAAUCAUUGGAGCUUAAUGAACAUUUUUAAAAUUAAGUACCAAGGCCUCCCCUCUACUUGUGAGUUUUGAAAUCGUUUUGUUUAUUUUCAGGGAUACUGUUUAAUUUAAUUGUAUGAUUUGUCUGCACUCAGUUUAUUUCCCCUUCUCAAAUCUCAGCCUCCUGUUGUUCUUUGUUACUGUCAGAUCCUGGUGAGUUGUUUUGAACAGAACUGUUUUUUUUUCCCUCCCUCCUGUAAGACGAUGUUAACUGCACAAGAGCACUGCAGUGUUUUUCAUAAUAAACUUGUGAACUAAGAA